AUGGCCACCCAACUUUCUUUCGUGACGCUGGACGUCUUCACCAACACCCGCUACACCGGAAAUCCACUAGCCAUCGUCUCAGUACCGCAGACGAUUUCUCUAUCUCAAUCACAGAAACAACGCAUCGCUCGAGAGUUUAAUCUCUCUGAGACGGUCUUCCUGCACGAACAAACUAACGAGGACAAGUCAAAGAGCUUGGCCAGGAUCGAUAUCUUUACAUCCUAUGCGGAAAUUCCGUUCGCUGGCCAUCCAACGGUUGGGACCUCUAACUAUCUCCUUGGCCUCCUAGGCGUCCGAAGCAGCCAGUCUGCCAGUAAUGUGAAAGCGCUACAGACCAAGGCGGGCCUUUUGGGAAUAUCCUUGAAUCCCGCCAUCGAUGGGGUACAGAUAUCUGUUGCGCACAAUGUACGAACCCACGCGAAUCCAUUUGCAGGACAAAGUUUUGCAGAUUUCCCAGUGGUGAGCAUUGUGAAAGGCAUGACGUUCAUCCUUGCGCAGCAAACUUCUCUCGAAGAACUAGGUCUCCAGACGAAGAGUCUGCUUGGAAUUGAUCAAACGUUGAGCGCAUCCCGAUUGCUAGACUCGGGAUUCCAGGAAGGCAUCGUGGUAUCGUACUUCUUUGUUGAUCUUGGCGUCGGUGAUGACGGCGUGCGAAACCUCCGCACACGCUCGCAUGGGAGCCGAGAAGAUCCAGCUACAGGAUCGGCUGCCAGCGCGCUGACGAGCUAUCUUUCGUUGAAGGAGGGCAAGCCCGGACGAUACAGCUAUCAUAUCACUCAAGGCGUGGAGAUGGGCCAGAGAAGUGAGAUAUUUGUCAAUGUCGGCGUGAAGGAGAAGUCCAGUGGUGAUGGCGUCGAGAUCGAAGAAGUGCUGUUGUCUGGCUGUGCGGUAUUGACUAUGCAAGGGUCGCUGGAGAUUCCUGGGGCUUAA
Molecule: messenger RNA, 930 nt
Organism: Exophiala aquamarina CBS 119918
Lineage: Eukaryota; Fungi; Ascomycota; Eurotiomycetes; Chaetothyriales; Herpotrichiellaceae
Exons: 1
Coding region: 1-930 (309 amino acids)
Biological process (GO): biosynthetic process
Cellular component (GO): cytoplasm
Molecular function (GO): isomerase activity
Source: RefSeq, a predicted model, not a curated record